CCUCUCUCUUUUUUAAUGAAAUCUUGUUCUUUCAUGGUUUGAUUCUUGCUUUCUGAAAUCACAUAGGGAAACCCAAGUGAAGCAACGUUGACUCCAAGUGGGGAAAAUGUGUCCUUCAGUUUUUAAGACUAACGAUUUCUUGGUUUUGUUGGGUUUUGUCAGUUUAAUGUGUCUUUUGUUUUCUGCCCAUAGUUUCCAUGUCUCAACAAUACCCUGCAGUAAUGAUUCUUUAAUCCAAUCAUGUCCUGCUUCACUCUACUAUGUACCCAACACCAGUAUCAACCUCCAAGAAACAGCUUCUUUGUUUCAUGUGAAUGCUAGUGUAGUUAAUAGGACUGUUGAUGGUUUCUUGGUUACCAUAAAUUGCAGUUGUUCAGCUGCCCUAGAUUACUUCACUUGGCACAUGGACUACUUGAUCCAACCAAGGGAUUCAUGGGAGAGCAUUUCCUUGAAAUUUGGCUCAUUUGUGGUGGAACCCCCCAAAAAUGCAUUAAAUUCAUUGCAUACUAUAACACUAGAUUUCUUAUGUGGUUGUUCUGAAACUGCAUAUAUGGUGACCUACAGGGUUAAAAAGAGAGAUACACUGUUUACUAUUCAUUCUCAGUUUAAUGCUAAUUUAAACAUGACUGCCAGGUCUAAUGGGCUGGAGUAUCCAUACCUUAUCUAUGAUGGUGAUAUUCUAUUUAUCCCAGUACCAGCAGGGGAGCUUCAAAACCUUACCAUACUUGAGGAGAGAAAAGAUACCAAGGACACAAAAGCAUCAAAAUCUCGAAUUCAUAUUUUGGUUGGAUCCAUAUCUGGUGCCUCUAUUGUCAUAUUGUUAGCAGUUGUAUUUGUAUUCUGGAAAAGAAAUAGGGCGAACAGAGCUCAACAAUCAAAAUCUUUUUCACAGAGAUCAGAUUGCUUGCUCUGUAAUCAUGACAAGUGCCCUUGUCCUAGAAAAUGUGAAGAACAUCCAGCUUCCUUAUUGAACUCCGAAAAAGCUACCAUUUUCCCUUACUAUGAAAUUGUUGAUGCAACGUCCAACUUUAGUGUAGCUUCAAAGGUUGGCCAAGGAUCAUAUGGGUCAGUUUAUCGUGGAAAAUUAAGAGGAACUGAUGUUGCCAUCAAGCAGAUGAAGGAUACCAAGUCAAAGGAGUUCAUGUCUGAGCUGAACAUUCUUUGCAGAGUUCAUCAUUCAAACUUGAUUGAGCUUAUUGGAUAUGGGGCUGGUGGAGACUCUUUGUUUCUAGUAUAUGAAUUUGCCCAAAAUGGUGCAUUGAGUGAUCAUCUACACAAUCCCACUUUAAGAGGUCAUAGACCUCUUCCUUGGAUUACGCGUGCCCAGAUUGCUCUUGAUGCAGCUAAAGGGCUUGAGUAUAUACAUGAGCACACACAACCAUAUUAUGUCCAUCGUGAUGUGAAGACAAGCAAUAUUCUAUUAGAUUCCAAUUUUCGUGCAAAGAUUGCAGAUUUUGGACUGGUAAAGUUAUUAGAUAAUUCUCCAGAUGUUCGAGCAGCAGCAUCUAGAAUUGUUGGCACAUUUGGUUACCUAGCACCUGAGUAUGCUCGAGAUGGGUUUGUGACCACGAAGAGUGAUGUCUAUUCCUUUGGAGUUGUUCUCAUGGAACUACUUACCGGCCAACCAGCAUUAACUAAAGAUGCAAGUUCUGAAAAUGAUCAAGUCAGUGAACAUCGUUCUGUGGUGCAAUAUAUCCUAUCGGCGUUUAAUGAUACUGAGGAUCCUUUCACGCAGCUGGAGAAAUGCGUUGAUCCAAACCUCACCUGCUACCAUAAAGAUUCACUCUUCCAGAUGGCACUCUUGUCUAAAGACUGUGUUGAUGAUAAUUGGAAUCAUCGUCCUGAAAUGAGUAGAGUUGUGCUACGCCUUUCACACAUCCUGUUGAACUCCAAGGAUAAUGAAGGACUAGAGUGCGACCAACUUACGGGCUAAACUUACACCGAUUUGCGCUUUUCGUCUCCCCUUGUCACCUGCCAUAUCUCAUAAGCGAUUGUAUUUAUCUAGCUUAAAUGGAAUGGUAAAUGUACAUACUACUUACAUUGAGAGGUGGAUGCAGCUGAACUGUGAUUCUGCAGUUACAACAAGAUCUGCAAAAUCUGCAGCACAUUCAGCUUCCUUUCCUCUGUGGGAGGCCAAAGGAAAGAAGGAUUCUCAAAGUUACUGGAUCCAGUUUGUAUUUACACUAAUAGGAAUAUUAUUUUGAUAUUGGUAACAUUUAAAGAGUA
This is a messenger RNA of Manihot esculenta (cassava), 2226 nucleotides long. RefSeq names its product lysM domain receptor-like kinase 3. The coding region runs from base 107 to 1933 and encodes 608 amino acids. Gene Ontology annotation, biological process: protein phosphorylation; innate immune response. Lineage: Eukaryota; Viridiplantae; Streptophyta; Magnoliopsida; Malpighiales; Euphorbiaceae. The record is from RefSeq and is a predicted model, not a curated record. Gene Ontology annotation, molecular function: transmembrane receptor protein kinase activity; ATP binding. The transcript has 11 exons.